Messenger RNA from Telopea speciosissima, 840 nucleotides. RefSeq lists its product as uncharacterized. Bases 40 to 405 code for a protein of 121 amino acids. Lineage: Eukaryota; Viridiplantae; Streptophyta; Magnoliopsida; Proteales; Proteaceae. The record is from RefSeq and is a predicted model, not a curated record. The transcript has 2 exons. Gene Ontology annotation, cellular component: mitochondrion.
GGUUUAAGGGCAGGUCGCAGGUGAGUGAAGGAUAACCAGAUGGAGUGGGCAAGCAGAGCGGUGAGUGGAGCUAUGAGAGCAACGAACAACAACACGGUGAUCAACUUGUUCUUGUUCGGAUCGUUUGUGGCGUUGGGCAUCAGGUCGGUGAAUCAACAGAAAGACAUUGAAGGCUUAGAAGCAGAGAAGGAUUCACUUGUUAAGUCUAAUAAAACCCUGAAGAAGACUAUGUGGGAUUGGAAGCAACAACUUUAUGCAGAAGCCUCUGAUGAUUCCUUUCCUGUUCCUCUCUUUAAACUCAAAGCCAUUUAUGGUGAAGCGCCCGUCCGAGCCCAACAAAAUGGUGUAGCUGGGGAGACUGUAAAGGAAGAGUCAAAAUCUUCAGUACCUAAAUUUGUAAUAUGAGAAAUUUUGUAACAAGUUCCUGAAGAUCCUAAGGUUUUUAGAGAAACUUCACCAAAGAGUAUUAUCUAUGUGUGAUCACGUCAAUGUCAGUAGUGUCUAGUGGAACUGCUGCUUCUCAUACACUGUUCUUUUUCAGGGACAAUAUUGUCUUUCUCAAGAACAGUAUUUUGAGUUUAUGAGCUGAUUAUUUGUGUUCCUAGUUCGACAAAACAUGUGUUCAGCAAAGAGAUGCUUUUAAGAUCACUGUCUUCAAGCCCAUGAUCAACAGAUCAAGAAAUGUUCAGCGCUGCUGGUUGACCUGCUUUUAUUUCCUCACUCAUAUAUUAGGAGGUUCUCUUUCUCAGUAUAUGACAAAAAUUAUUGACAAUAUCAGAUACUUGAUCCAACAUAAAAUUUUGCUCUUCCUAAGGGCAAAUCUGUUCAUUUUACCAUUUU